Messenger RNA from Megalopta genalis, 5026 nucleotides. RefSeq names its product CUB and Sushi multiple domains furrowed (gene fw). Lineage: Eukaryota; Metazoa; Arthropoda; Insecta; Hymenoptera; Halictidae. The record is from RefSeq and is a predicted model, not a curated record.
UGGGAAGCGGUUGCAGCCCGUCGAAACUCGAGUAAAACGAAAUCGCAGUGUCGCGGUGGAUGGUAAUGCCUGCUUGGAUCGACACGCGUUCGUUUCUUGCGUCGGUCGGACAACCGUUUUUCGACCAGAAUCGUUUCUCGCUCGGUUCGCGAUCGCGGAGAAAUGCGAGUUUAAAAGGCGCCGUGAAAGAUCGGGCAUUUCGCGCUGAAGAGGCUGGCCGGCUCGGCUCGGCGAGAAAGAAGUUUCUCGUUAAAAAGAGGAGGAGAAGGAGAACAAAAAAGUGAGACAAAGCUGGUGGUGGCGGCGUGUCCGGUGGUGCAAGACACCUCCUAUUCUCGCAGCCGGUCAUAAGGCGAAAAGUCGAGAGGAACGUGUAGCCGAGCGUAGGUUCCCCCGUAGCGGGGCCCGGCUGGAUGCACGGGCAUACGGCUGUGCACAGCAAGGUACACAGCAGCGUACUUUCAUAAUGUCGAAGGAGUACAGGAGACCCGAGGCCCCGUGGCACUCGACGGACGGCUAGUGAAGGGAACGGAUCGUCAUAGUCGGUCGACGCUCGAGGCUCGACCAAACGGCCAGCGAAAAUGCCGUCCGCAUAACGCCGCGUCGCGCUUAACGGUCUCCGGUAACAGGUGAAUCGACGACGAUUUCCGGGAAUCGGUGGUGAGUUUUCAGCGGAGUUUACUCGAUCGGAGAACCGGACGAACACGUUCAGCCGGAGAGAGAGAAAGAAACACCCAGAGACACAUCGCGCGCGCGCGCGAGACGUCAUGAAGAAUCUGGAGGAGCGUUAUCGCGUCGAGGCGCGAACCGCCGAUCGGUCCCAUCGCGCCGAUUGACCGAACGAUGUGGAAGGACGAUCGUCGGACCUCUUGAUCCCGGUGACCAGAGAGACUAGAAGUUAGCGCGCGGUGAUCAUCGGUGCGAAGCGCAAAGAACGCUUUUCCCUUGGAUUCCCGUUCACGGACUCGUCGAAGGCUCGUCUCGUCGGCUAGCUUGCCCCGGCCGCGAAGCAUUCCAGUGUAAACACCGCGAAUCGUCGUCGACGCAUUAACGGACAAGCACGUUGCGCGCUCGAAACGAGUUUUCUCGAUCGGUGCCGCGGGCGCGACCGACACGAACAAAGAAACUUCUCGUGAAAGUUGCCGCGAGGUGCGCGGGAUAAAGAGUGUUCUCCCCGGUAGCGCGGGCAUCGCGCGUCGUGCCUACAUCGCGGAUGAUCGCGACCACGGCCAGUGAGUGCUCAAUGUGAUCCCGCCUAUCGUCAGAGGCCAGCAAACGACAUCAUAUCGAGGAUGACGCGAGAGAUUCUCCUAUCCCUUCUGGGGAUCCUCGUCGUGGGCGCGGAAGGACUGAAGUGCGGUCAUCCGGCGGUGCCGAUGAACGCCAAGGUGUCGUUGGCCGACGAUGCUCUGGAGAUCGGCGCCGUGGCGACGUACACGUGCGACACCGGCUACGAAUUAUUCGGCAGCGGCAGCCUGACGUGCAACGCCCGGGGGAAAUGGCAAGGAGACCUACCAUUCUGCGGUACGAACGUCGCUUUCCGGAAACCGACCAAUCAAUCGACCACCGUGCGAGGCGGGGACGCUAGCCACGGUAACGACGGCGACUCGAGCACCGAGCACGAUGGAAAACGAUGCACCGAGACGCAGAGCGAGCCCAGCCCGUGGUGGAAGGUCGACCUCCUCAAGUCCUACUCGGUAAAGGUCGUCAGAGUGACGACCAGGGGUUGUUGCGGUCACCAACCCCUUCAGGAUAUCGAGAUACGCGUUGGCAACAGUAGCGCGGAGUUGCAACGGAACCCGUUGUGCGCCUGGUUUCCGGGCACGAUUGAGGAGGGCAUCACGAAGACUUUCGUGUGCGCCAGGGCGCUGAUCGGACAAUACGUGUUCCUGCAGCUGGUCGGCGUCGAGGGCAGCCUGAGCCUGUGCGAGGUCGAGGUGUUCGCCGUCGACGAGUUCUCGACGGACAGGUGCGCCUACGCCGGGACGCCGGCUGACGCCGAUCUGGCCGCUUUCAACUCCACCUGUUACGAGUUCGUGGUGAAGAAGGGUGGCUCGUUCCAAGAGGCGCGGAACUAUUGCCGCGGCAGGGGCGGCGAUCUCGUGCACGGCUUCAAGGGCGCGGCGUCGGUCUAUAUACUGAACAAUCUCGAGAGACGAAAGGACAAGCUGAAAACCCAGCUGGUCUGGAUCGGCGCGCAGAAGGAGCCGCUGAUCACGGCGCGAACCUGGCGCUGGGUGGAUGGCGAGAUCGUGCAGAAGCCUUCCUGGGGCAAAGACCAGCCGAACAAUUACAACGGCGAGCAGAAUUGCGUGGUGCUGGACGGCGGCCGUAGUUGGCUCUGGAACGACGUCGGCUGCAACCUUGACUACUUACACUGGAUAUGUCAAAGCAGACCACCGACUUGCGGCAGCCCGGAGAAAUCGGCGAACACGACGAUCGUCGGCACCAAGAGGACGAUUGGCUCCACGAUCGAUUACGUCUGCCCGGACGGCUACAUGCUGAUCGGGUCGAAGUACAGAGCCUGCGAGCCGAGCGGAUUUUGGAGCGGCGAGCCGCCCACCUGCAAAUUCGUCGAUUGCAGUCCACUCCCGGAACUGGAGAACGGCGUGAUCACGUUGGUGGACAAGAGGACCACGCACGGGGCACUCGCCGAUUACGCCUGCAACGAGAAUUACACGCUGAUCGGCGACGCCAGACGCAGAUGCGGCGACGGCGGUAUUUGGAGCGGACAUAAGCCCCAAUGCUUGUUCGAUUGGUGCCCGGAACCGCCGCCGGUGAACGGCGGAGUCGUUACCACUACUGGCCGACGAACUGGAUCCACCGCCACUUACUCCUGCCAGAACGGCUUCAUUUUGUUCGGCGACAACGUAUUGACCUGCGACGUCGGCGGCGAGUGGUCCGGCAAGGCGCCCCAAUGCAAGUUCGUCGAUUGCGGUGCACCAGCUCAAAUCGAGUACGGCACCGUGACCCUGAUCAACGGCACCACUACGGUGAAGAGCUUGGCGGUGUACACGUGCCAGGAGGACUACUGGCUGGUCGGCGAAGCGAAGCACGAGUGCACCAGAGAAGGAAAAUGGAGCCACGCCACGCCGUCUUGCGAGCUGAUCACCUGCGAGGAGCCCGAGGUGCCUACAGGAAGCUACGUGGUCGGGUACGAUCUGAACGUUCACAGUGCCAUCGAGUACCAUUGCGAGGCAGGAUAUCUGCUUCAAGGGGAGGCCAGACACACGUGCGGCAGAGACGGAGAAUGGACUGGCGAAGUUCCCACCUGCGAAUAUGUGGAGUGCGGCAAAGUUCUGCCGGUGUUGAACGGAGCCGUGGAAUACGCGAACGGGACGACUCAUCUGGGAAGCGAAAUCACUUACAGCUGCACGAGAAAUUACAGGCUGAACGGGGUGUCGAGGAGAUACUGCUUAGACAAUGGCCAAUGGAGCGACGCGACACCGAAGUGCGAAGAAAUCCGGUGUCCAGAGCCAGUGUACGCGGAACACGGGAUCCUCUCGGUGACCGGAAACGACCGAAUGUACGGGAGAACGUUGAUCCGCACCGGGACGCCGGAGAACUCGAACACGGGCGCGACUUCCUAUAAAAUCGGCGCUCUCGCCAAGUAUCGCUGCGAGAGGGGAUACAAGGUGAUCGGAGAGCCUCUGUCCACCUGCGAGGACAAUGGAAAGUGGAGCGGCGAGGUUCCGCGUUGCGUCUACGUCGAUUGCAGCAAGCCCGAGCAAAUUCAGCACGGCAAGUACACGCUAACGUCGAACGCGACCUAUUACGGGGCAGCCGCGCUAUACGAGUGCGACGGUAACUUCGAGCUCGACGGAUUCGCCAGGAGAUUGUGCUUGGAAAAUGGUACAUGGAGCAGCGACACGCCGGUUUGCAAAGAAAUCAGGUGCAAGGACCCGGAGAAGGAAGGAGUCCUGUCUACGCAGGUAUCGACGCACAGCGUGGGCGGCAUCGCCCACUACGCGUGCCCGCGUGGCUACUACAUGGAAGGAAACGAGGCCAGAGUCUGCUUGCAGAACGGCUCUUGGAGUGGAAGCGUGCCCGCUUGUUUCUCCGUCGAGUGCAAGCACCCGGGGCCCAUAGAGAACGGAAGAGUGAUCGUGGUGAACGGGACCACAACCUACGGCGGAACCGCAGAGUAUCAUUGCCUACCGCAGUUCGAGAGAGUCGGCCCGUUUCUGAGAAAAUGUUUGGACACCGGAUCUUGGAGCGGCGAGGAGCCCAAGUGCGAGUUCAUGCCGAACGAGGUCGCGGAAGCGCAAGGCGUGGGUACCAGCGUCGGGAUCGGUGCCGGAGUCAUCAUAUUUAUAUUAAUUAUACUUGGACUCGUUUACCUAAGACUGAGGAAAGCUACGCCUGUGAAAAAUACGGAGAACGUGCAAGCUGCCGAAAGGAAGGAGGAUCAGAACGCCGCUGUAAUGUCCUACGCUACGCUUAACGAUGGAACGCCCAACGCCAUGUACGAGAAUGUCCCGGAAGACGGUCUCUACGAUAGUCCUUACAGUAUAAGUGGCAGUACCUAUGGGUACGGCAACAACGUCAGGAGACAUUACGGAAGAUCCGGACACUACGAGGCCGAACCGGUCGCGAACAGAAACGGCAUCACCAUCAACGGAGUGUCCGUGCGAUAGUCCCUGUCAGAGUCGUCCUCGGAAUCAGGUAUUAUUUAUGUACAGAACAGAGAUAUGUGGGAGGACACACCGACGCGCGAACCAUUGUUGCCUUUAUUUAUGUUAUUGUGUUGAGCGUAGCGCCGAUUUCUGUAAAUAAGUAAAGAGGAUGAUGAACGCGACCGACGAUCGCGAAUCCGCGCAAAAAUUCGCGUAAGACGGCAUUCACGUCGGAAGAAAAUUUCGCGAGACUACAAUUCCACGUGUAUCAUUGUGUAUAUAGAGUGUUACCGUAAUUUAGGACGACUGUUUGUAAAUCUCAAGCGAAAGGCGCAUCUUGUAACAUAAGCUUGAUUGUUCGUUGGUUGCACGAAUAAAGAAACCAAUGCUCUUGUUUUAUUUUGACACGA